This is a messenger RNA of Ostertagia ostertagi, 237 nucleotides long. The record is from the annotation of a GenBank genome assembly. NCBI's taxonomy places the organism in Eukaryota, Metazoa, Nematoda, Chromadorea, Rhabditida, Trichostrongylidae.
GUGAGCAUAUUUCUUACAAUGUUUCGCGACCAACAGACGAAGGGCAAAAAACAUGUGAAAUUGACGUAUCCGUCAAUGGACGUCUUUGGUCAUCGUGUUUACUUGGCGAACAACAUUUUCGUUGUUACCGUCAACAAUCUAUCUCAGAUCGUCGAGGGAUCGCGCCUAAUUGCCAUCAACUUCCAUGCUAUUUACAACAAUGAAAGCUCUGUAGCGAUCAUGCGCAAAUGGGAAAAG